This is a messenger RNA of Sesamum indicum (sesame), 1077 nucleotides long. Its product is annotated as small ribosomal subunit protein eS6. NCBI's taxonomy places the organism in Eukaryota, Viridiplantae, Streptophyta, Magnoliopsida, Lamiales, Pedaliaceae. Gene Ontology annotation, molecular function: structural constituent of ribosome. The record is from RefSeq and is a predicted model, not a curated record. Gene Ontology annotation, biological process: translation. Gene Ontology annotation, cellular component: ribosome.
CCACUGCAGAAACCCUAUUUUCAGAGAAGAGGCUGAUUGCGUCUGGGAUCUUUUCUUUCACAUCUUCGCUGCCUCGUCUGCGUCUCAUCGAAGAUGAAGUUCAACAUAGCGAAUCCGACGACUGGUUGCCAGAAGAAGCUGGAAAUUGACGACGACCAGAAGCUCCGUGUAUUCUGGGACAAGAGGAUCUCUCAGGAGGUCAGUGGAGAUGCCUUGGGCGAGGAGUUCAAGGGAUACGUCUUCAAGAUUAUGGGAGGCUGUGAUAAGCAAGGUUUCCCAAUGAAGCAGGGUGUGUUGACUCCAGGUCGUGUGAGACUCUUGCUGCACAGAGGUACCCCAUGCUUCCGUGGUUAUGGUAGGAGAAAUGGAGAGCGCAGGAGGAAGUCUGUUCGUGGGUGUAUUGUUAGCCCUGAUCUCUCUGUUCUGAACUUGGUAAUAGUGAAAAAGGGUGAGAAUGAUCUUCCUGGACUCACUGAUACUGAAAAGCCAAGGAUGAGAGGUCCAAAGAGGGCUUCAAAGAUCCGCAAGCUCUUUAACCUUUCAAAGGAGGAUGAUGUUAGGAAGUAUGUCAAUACAUACCGCCGAACAUUCACCACCAAAUCUGGUAAGAAGGUCAGCAAAGCUCCUAAGAUUCAGAGGCUUGUGACUCCAUUGACAUUGCAGAGGAAGAGAGCCAGAAUUGCUGACAAGAAGAAGAGGAUUGCCAAGGCCAAGUCUGAAGCUGUUGAGUACCAGAAGCUUCUUGCUACUCGAUUGAAGGAACAAAGGGAAAGGCGUAGUGAGAGCUUGGCCAAGAAGAGGUCUAGGCUCUCUGCUGCUUCAAAGCCAUCAGCUGCUGCUUAAAUACUAAUACAAUGUGGCCUUGUCUUGUGGUGUGUACCUCAGUGCUGGGCGCCAUCCUUGUCAGUUUUGAUUUGGUUUUAGUUGAGGAGGUUCCUUAAAUGUUCUGCUAUUGACUGUUCCAUUCUUGAUAAAAGAUUUUUGAGAUGUUGGUUUUGUUGAAGGGUGAUUAGCUUAAUAUAUCUAAACAAUGCUGUCUAUCUUAUUUGGAUGCAGUUAUUUGAUCUUGUGAUGUUA